This is a messenger RNA of Tribolium castaneum (red flour beetle), 1249 nucleotides long. RefSeq lists its product as uncharacterized. Gene Ontology annotation, molecular function: phosphatase activity. The transcript is spliced from 4 exons. The record is from RefSeq and is a predicted model, not a curated record. NCBI's taxonomy places the organism in Eukaryota, Metazoa, Arthropoda, Insecta, Coleoptera, Tenebrionidae. The coding region runs from base 179 to 1096 and encodes 305 amino acids.
ACAUUUUUCCAUUUUUUUGAUUGACGUUUACGUUUUCAGGUUAGGUUAAAAGUCACCUUCACGCAAUAAUUUGGUACAAAUUCCUAGAUAACAGUGAAUUUUUUGCCCCACAUUAUUUAAAAAAAUUGUCGGCUUGAAAGCCCGUUCAGUGAAACUAAUUUCAAACACACCUGCCAAAAUGUCUGUGAUUUUUCUUUCAAAGCAAACCAAAGAGGAGUUUAAGAAGUUUUUCAGUUCUUUCGACACUGUUCUUUUCGACUGUGAUGGGGUUUUAUGGCUUGACAAUGAACCGAUUUCUGGUUCAGUCCCGGUUGUGAACAGACUCCGCGAAUUGGGUAAAAGAAUAUUCUUCGUUACAAACAACUCGACAAAAAUGCGAAAUGAAUUUGCCGUUAAGGCGAAACGUAUGAAUUUUAACAUUGAAACGGACGAAAUUAUAUCAACGGCAUACUUGGCAGCGGCCUAUUUGAAAAACAUGGAUUUUAAACAAUCCGUUUACGUGGUGGGCUCUCGGGGAAUCACCCAAGAGCUGGACGCUGUCGGUAUCAAGCAUUACGGAGUUGGGCCAGACGUUUUGCAAAACGCUCUGGUCCAUGUCAUCGAGAAUUUCCAAAUGGAAAGUGACGUAGGCGCCGUUAUCGUCGGCUAUGACGAGCACUUCUCAUACGUGAAAAUGAUGAAAGCGGCCUCUUAUCUAAACAAUCCUAACUGCCUUUUUAUUGCCACUAACACAGACGAGCGAUUUCCGAUGAGUACGGACUUAGUAAUCCCAGGAACUGGGGCCAUUGUCUCAGCUGUGGAGACCUGCGCCCAGCGCAGCCCCAUUGUCGUGGGCAAGCCCAACCCAUACAUUGUGGAUGACCUCAUAAAAAAAUACGGAAUUGUGCCCAAAAGAACACUCAUGAUAGGCGAUCGCGUCAACACCGAUAUUUUGCUGGGAACGCGGUGCGGCUUUCAAACCUUGUUGGUGCUAUCUGGAGUUACGACGCUCAAAGAAGCAGUCGCUUUGAAAAAUUCGCACAAAAAGGAGGACAAGGAAAUGGUCGCUGAUUUUUACCUGGAGAAGCUGGGAGAUAUACUGCCACUUUUAGAUUGAAAUUUUAGGACAUUAGACCAAUUCUUAAAUUAUUUAUUGUUAGUAGGUACCGCAUAUCUACCUCCAUGCAACAGUAGAUAAGAAAAUGUCUGUUAACUCAGAAUAAAAAGUGUCUUAUGCCAACAAAUAAAUAAAUGCUUUAUUUCGUCACAA